AUGACAACAAAUUGCAUUAGAGAGGCAGCGAGAGAGGUGUUAGGGGUCUCAAAGGGUUUUUCUGGUGGCCAUAAAGGGGACUGGUGGUGGAACGAAGAGGUUCAGAGGAAAGUGGAAGCCAAGAAAGCAGCAUAUUUGAAGCUCGUAGAGAGUAUUGAUGAGGGGCAGAAGAGUGCUAACAUGGAGGGGUAUAAGAAGGCUAGGAAGGAGGCGAAGUUAGCGGUUACUACGUCUAAGACCGCUGCGUUUAGUCGUCUAUACAAAGAAAUUGGGGAUAAAGGUGAGGACAGGAAGCUGUACAGACUAGCGAAGGUGAGGGAGCGAAAGGCCCGGGAUCUGGACCAAGUGAGAUGCAUAAAAGAUGAUGAGGGAAGAGUUUUAUUGGAGGGGGCUCAGAUUAGGCAGAGAUGGCAGUCUUACUUUCAUAGGCUCUUGAAUGAAGAGAGAGAUAGGGGCAUUGUGCUGGGGGAGUUAGAGCACUCGGAGCGGAAGAAGAAGAUGCCCGAAGAAUGGAGGCGGAGCACAAUGAUCCCGCUAUACAAGAAUAAGGGGGAUGUUCAAAACUGCAACAACUAUAGGGGUAUCAAGUUGUUAAGCCAUGUGAUGAAAGUGUGGGAGAGCGUGAUUGAAGGGAGGCUGAUGAGGUGUGUGUCCAUUUCCGAGAACCAGUUUGGUUUCAUGCCGAGACGGUCGACCACAGAGGUCAUUCAUAUUGUGAGGAGAUAUGUGGAGCAGUAUAGGGCGGUGAAGAAGGAUUUGCACAUGGUGUUCAUUGACCUGGAGACGGCCUAUGACAAAGUCCCCAGAGAGGUUCUAUGGAGAUGUUUGGAGGCUAGAGGAGUGUCUAUAGUGUAUAUUAGAGUGAUUCAGGACAUGUAUGAUGGAGCUAAGACACGGGUUAGGACAGCAGGUGGAGACUCGGAUUUCUUUUCGGUUGAGAUCGGGUUGCAUCAGGGAUCAGUACUUAGUCCGUUUUUGUUUUCCCUGGCGUUGGAUUCUUUGACACGUCGCAUUAAGGGGGAGGUGCCUUGGUGCUUGAUAUUUGCGGAUGACAUAGUCCUGAUUGAUGAGAUGCGAGGUGGCGUUAACGAGAGGCUGGAGGUCUAG
Messenger RNA from Nicotiana attenuata, 1107 nucleotides. RefSeq lists its product as uncharacterized. The coding region runs from base 1 to 1107 and encodes 368 amino acids. The record is from RefSeq and is a predicted model, not a curated record. Lineage: Eukaryota; Viridiplantae; Streptophyta; Magnoliopsida; Solanales; Solanaceae. The transcript has 2 exons.